AGGAAGGAACUAGCUGUAGUUUCACCUGCACAAAUUUGCGACGCAGUUUGCAAAUCUUCCUUGGAACUACGGGGAACGUCAUAUCGUUGAAAUAUGUUGGUAACGAUUAGACUUGCGACCAUAAUUCGUUAACGCAACCCUGGUAGGCUGCCAAUGCCCUGAGGAAAGAUGAACUGUCUUCCCUUCCAGACAUUUUUAACAGGACACGACACAGGACUAUGAUGUUUUUUUUAUUUUUAUUUUUUUAUAAAAUGGACGCGUAGGGCCUACAAUCAGUUACUUUUCCUCAUAAUGAUGUUCUGAGUGCAUCUCCAAACUACAACUGCUGUAAUCUAACCAUGGCUACUGGAAUCUCAACAACAGCUUCCGGAGAUUCCUCUCCUCUCUCAGAGCUUAGAAUGGUGCUCUUGGGAAAAAUCGGGGCUGGAAAGAGUAAAGUGGCCAACGCAAUCCUGAAACGCAAAGGAGAGAAAAGUGGAUUGUGCGGUUUUUAUGAGGGUGAACAGGCAGGAAGAAAGAUCUGUGUUGUGGACACACCAGGAUGGGACAGAAUCUCUGUACACCGAACACCAGAAAACAUAAAGAAAGCAAUUGUCAGAAGUGUGUUACUUUGUCCUCCAGGGCCACAUGCUCUGCUUCUAGUGAUACCUGUUAAACUCUCUCUUGACAAACCAUCUGCAAGUGAAAUGAAAGCUACAGAAAAGCAUAUGGAGCUACUGUCUAAGCGGGUAUGGAAACACACAAUUGUGUUGUUUGCUUGUGAUGAAGGAGUCGAGGAAUCUACUAUUGAAGAACACAAGCAGCAAGCAAGGAAAAUCCUGGAAAAGUGCGCAGGCCGAUUCCAUGUUCUUCAGAGCAGGACUUGGGAAUCACCCACUCACAUCUGUGAGCUCCUCAAAAAAACAGAGCAGUUAGUGAAAGAGAACUGUGGUGAUGUCUUCAUAUCACAAAUGCACCAUGAAUUGAUUGAGCGCAACACACCAAAGGACAUUUUAGAGUUAAAAAGGAAGUAUGAAGAAAGAGAAGAACAGAUAAAACGUGCAAACAAUAAAAAACUUGAUGAACUAAUGAGUGUAUAUAAAAAACAGGACGAUGAACAUUUAAAUAGAACAGACGGACAAAGAAAGAGAAGUGGAAGUCUGCAAGGUCUGCCUCCUGAAAUGGAAGAAAAUAAAGGACAUCCUGAUGUACAGAAUGUGGACUUGGAAGCCUUAAAGCGCAAAUACAGAGAAGAAAUGCUAACACUAUUGAGAUACUAUCUUAAACCUGUUGCAGUGAUAUUUAUGGCUAUAAUUGGAGCUCUUGUUGGGUCAGUUGCUGGAUCUGUGUAUGGGGUUUUUGGGGCUUGUUUUGGAAUUGUUGUUGGAAUCUUGGUACCAAUUCCACUCACCUUCUCACUCAUUGGAGCAGCAGAAUUGGCAAAAGACAGAUCACGAAGGGAUAUACAAACCAAAUAGUGCACAGACUCAAUAAGCUGUGCCUUUCUGGGAAUUUUCAUGCAAAUACACAGUGCUGGGUAGAUUACUUCUGAAAUGUAAUCCAGUACUGAUGACAGAUUAUACGACUCAAAUUGUAAUCAGUAAUGUAAUCUUUUAAAUUACGCAUUUCGUUCAUUUAAUGUGCAAUCGGUCACAGACUCAGUCCAAGCUUGUCUAUUAUUGUUGUUUUAUAGAUAGCCGUAUUUACUAAUGAAAGUAAAUUUGAUGCACGAACUUUGUAAGCAACAUGUUUACAUUUACAUUUAUGCAUUUGGCAGAUGCUUUUAUCCAGAGCGACUUACAGAGCCCUUAUUACAGGGACAAUCCCCCCAGAGCUACCUGGACUCAAGGACACAAUGGUGGUGGCUGUGGGGAUAGAACCAGCGACCUUCUGAUUACCAGAUUACCAGUUAUGUGCUUUAAACAUGGGGGUGGUGAUGGUGUAGUUGUCUAAUCACAAUUUUUAAUCAGUGUCCUGUCUGUCUAUAGGACAGACCAGAUGUUGAAGUGAAACAUCUGUCCUGAAACCUGUUACCUGAUUAAACCUUAAAUUCAACAGCAGCUAAUGUUAUAGUUGUUUAACAAUCAUGUUCACACUUGAGUACCUGAGAUAUCUUUGUAUCUAAGCAUCAGUUCUCAGCCAUCAGACAGAAUGGUAUUGUGCCUCAGACUAAAAGGCUUCAAGUCUCAGGAAAACAACUCAUAAGGUGUACAAUAUGGUAUCAG
Messenger RNA from Xyrauchen texanus (razorback sucker), 2204 nucleotides. RefSeq names its product GTPase IMAP family member 4-like. The transcript has 4 exons. NCBI's taxonomy places the organism in Eukaryota, Metazoa, Chordata, Actinopteri, Cypriniformes, Catostomidae. The coding region runs from base 339 to 1457 and encodes 372 amino acids. The record is from RefSeq and is a predicted model, not a curated record. Gene Ontology annotation, molecular function: GTP binding.